Messenger RNA from Staurois parvus, 408 nucleotides. The record is from the annotation of a GenBank genome assembly. NCBI's taxonomy places the organism in Eukaryota, Metazoa, Chordata, Amphibia, Anura, Ranidae.
AUGGCUCCACUUCAAAGUUUGUCUUGCUCUGAUCCUUCCAUAAGCAGAUUAGUCACAAUAUUAACAGCCACUUUUGCCAUCAUUCUCCCAUCCAUCAUUAUCACAGCUUUCUAUGUUCACAUUAUUAAUGCCAUCUUAAAAAUCAAGGGAGCUGAAGGGAAACAAAAAGCCUUUUCCACCUGUUCCUCUCACCUUAUUGUGUCCAGUCUCUUCUUUGGAUCAGCUCUUGUGGUGUACAGCAUACCUUCCAGAGGGGAAAAUGACAAAUUUCUUGCUCUUAUAUACACAGUUCUUACCCCUCUCCUAAAUCCCUUCAUUUAUACUUUUAGGAACAGUGAUGUGAAGAAAGCAGUAAAUAAAAUCUGUAUUAAAUAUGUUUAUCCUGUAGUCCAUAAGCCACAUUCAUAG